Phragmites australis (common reed) is the source of this 2279-nucleotide messenger RNA. Its product is annotated as adenylate isopentenyltransferase-like. Gene Ontology annotation, cellular component: mitochondrion. NCBI's taxonomy places the organism in Eukaryota, Viridiplantae, Streptophyta, Magnoliopsida, Poales, Poaceae. Gene Ontology annotation, molecular function: tRNA dimethylallyltransferase activity. The record is from RefSeq and is a predicted model, not a curated record. The transcript has a single exon. Gene Ontology annotation, biological process: tRNA modification; cytokinin biosynthetic process. The coding region runs from base 409 to 1512 and encodes 367 amino acids.
AUAGUAUAUAAUAGAUUCAAUACUUCAGCAUGGACUGCCAUCGCCAACUGCGAACGAUAGUAGUGGUGUACUAGCCAUAGGCCAGAGGAGAGACAUCGCCGGAACAGGCGCCCGGCACGAGACAAACAAACGCAGAAACACCAGGAGCGCAAGGCUGCAAAAGCCCGGCUCUCAAGCAACAAGCAGCAGCGCAUGAGUGGAAUGGCUGCCGUUGUAUUCAGAGUCCCAGCCUGAGCAGCCCCUCGCUCGCAAGAUAUACCCCUAGCACCACUGGCUUCUUCUACUAAACGGCUCACACUUGUUAACUUGUACUAAGUGAGCCCCGCCUCCUAGACUCGCCCUCGCGCCGUAAAUAAUCGGCUAGGUAGCGAGCGGUGCGGUGCGGGAUCGACUGGGCUCGGAGGCUAUAUGAGCGGUCUCAUCGGCAGGAUCGGCACCGUCGUCCGCUCACCGAUGGCAGCCGCGGCCGUCGCUGGCGCCGGGGAGGACGGGCAACGGAAGCGGCCGCGACGGCUCAGCGUGAGAAUGGAGGGAAGAAGCAGGGGAGGGGACGGCUGCUGCUGCUCUAGCAACGGCAAGGGGGUGGAGCCCGCGGAGAGGAGGAUGGUGGUGAUCGUCGGCGCCACGGGCACGGGCAAGACCAAGCUCUCCAUCGACGCGGCCGUGGCGCUCGGCGGCGAGGUCGUGAACGCCGACAAGAUACAGCUCUACGCGGGCCUUGACGUCACCACCAACAAGGUGCCGCUCGCCGACCGCCGCGGCGUCCCGCACCACCUCCUGGGGGCGGUCCGGGCCGAAGCGGGGGAGCUCCCGGCGUCGUCGUUCCGCGAGCUCGCCGCCAAGGCCGUGGCCUCCGUCGCGGCGGGCGGGCGGGUGCCUGUGGUGGCAGGCGGGUCCAACUCGCUCAUCCACGCGCUCCUCGCCGACCGCAUCGAUGCGGCCCCAGCCGACCCGUUCUCCGCCGCGGCCGCCGCGGCCGGGUACCGGCCGACGCUUAGGUUCCCGUGCUGCCUCCUCUGGGUCGACGUCGACGCCGCGGUCCUCGACGACUACCUCGACCGGCGUGUGGACGACAUGGUGCGCGAGGGCAUGGUCGAGGAGCUCCGGGAGUACUUCGCCACGACGUCGGCCUCCGAGCGCGCCUCACACGCCGGGCUGGGCAAGGCCAUCGGCGUGCCAGAGCUCGGCGACCACUUCGCGGGCCGCAAGAGCCUCUCCGCAGCGAUCGAUGAGAUCAAGGUCAACACGCGGGUGCUCGCGGCGGCGCAGGUGGGCAAGAUCCGUCGCAUGGCCGACGCCUGGGGCUGGCCCGCCCGCCGCCUCGACGCGACGCCCACGGUCCGCGCGCGGCUCGCCUGCACCGGCCGAGCCGCGGAGGCUGCCGCGUGGGAGCGCGACGUGCGCGGCCCGGGCCUCGCCGCGAUGCGCCAGUUCCUCGACAGCCAACCGCUGCACGACGACGCCGAGGUGGCUAGCGCGGAGGCAAUGCCGUGGCAUGGUGGGGUGACUUGAGCGUCAAAAGGCUUGGAGCUUUCCGGUUCUUUUUUUUUUUUGAUAGGCCGCCGAUUUUGGAGGGGCCCGGCGGCCAUUUGACACCGGUCGGUGGGGUCAUAGCUGAGCGUUAACCGUUCGGUUUCGCUAGGCCUGCCUAUGAAUUCUCUCUUUCUCCAUGGAGAGGCUUAUUCCCUUUUCGGCUCAUCCUUUUCUAGCUAGGCAGCAGCACUGUACAUAGCCACAGCGUAAUCUAGUCCACCAUGUUCAAAUUUUGAAAUGCGUUCUGCGAGACACUGCUCCAGCUGGUGUGUGGAUGGCAGAUUAGAUCGCAAAUAAAACCAUGCUUAGUGUGUGAUUAUGGGGAAGGGGAUUGUGCUGGACGCGUGAGCUGGUGUUGUAGUUGUGCUGUGCCAGCUAGGAAGUCAGUUGCACUCCAGACGUGUGCUACCGUACUCCCUUCUCGCUAGAGAGAGAGAGAAGAAAAACCUUCAUUUCUUUGCUAUUCUUCUGGUCAUCUCCUCAUUGAUCCGCGCAACUCCACUGGUAGAAUCAUAGAACUGCGUUGCAGCGGUCAAAUGCGGCACACGGCGGCAUCGCUGGCAUUGGACUGCCGGCCGGCCUGAAGUUGUUAGCAGCAUGGUUCUUCCUCGCUGUUUUGCUCAUCCCACUUGCACAAAAACCUUGUCCGGUCGCUUCGCUAUUCAUCGUUGCUACCGAUCCAAUGCUCCACAUUUGGCGCCAACAUAUGAUCUUAUUUUGUACAAACACUUACAAACCAUUUCACG